Cuscuta europaea is the source of this 2227-nucleotide messenger RNA. NCBI's taxonomy places the organism in Eukaryota, Viridiplantae, Streptophyta, Magnoliopsida, Solanales, Convolvulaceae. The record is from the annotation of a GenBank genome assembly.
UUAUUAUUGAUGACAUUCGUUCUAUUCUUAAAAAUCAUAGUUAAUGUAAGAUUUUAUUUUGUAAAGAGUCUGCGAAUCAUGUUGAUCAUGCAUUAGCUAAGGCAUGUGUUUCUUCCUCCGAAUGUUGCUAUGUUUUUUAGCAAGAUCCGGAUUUGAUUGUAAACUUACUUCACAGUGAUUUGCUAGAAUAACAAAAGGACAUUUAUAGGGACCACCGAAGGGUAUGGGGGACUGGAGAUCGGGGAGGAUGACCGCCGAAGGGUAUGAGGAAUACGGUGAAAGCAGCCGUUCAUGUCGUCAAUCUCUUCCUAGAUGGGUUAAGUAUGGAAGAAGAUGGAACUUUGGUGGCCAGCGGCGGACCGGAGAUCAAUUGUUUGUGUGGGAAUCAGCGGACAAAUUAGGGAUUGAGCGACCAGAUGCAAGGCUAACUCGAUAUCGACCGACUUACUCAGAUUCAUCGCUGCGACGCAAAUCAUAAUGGGCACCAACAUCAUGGGAAGGGAAGAGAGGUGCAGCGCCAUUAACUACCAAUUGGGUGGCAGAAUCUCAAUGACCAUUUCCAGGGUGGCGAUGGCAACGCUCAUGUGCUGUUACAACAGUAGAUCGUGAGUUUUCUUUCCGUUGGUGCAGCUCUAGACAGCACACAGGGAAUUCUCGAUCAGGUAGAGUAUUAAACUCUAAACCAGACCUGAUAUUCAGUUUUAAUUUGGCAAAACCGUGGUCUGACCAUCAUCCCAGGAACAUUUCAAAGCCUCAACACAGCAAGGCUCGGCAAGAGGGAGAUCGGGUUUGCACAACAGAGUAGACAGAGGGGUUAUUGGCAGAGCAUGGUACGAAUAAAUUCAAUUCGAAUUCCUCUGCAUUUCUGGCAAUUUACAUUGACACCAAAGCUUUCCAUUUUGAAUUGGCACCUUCCUAUAUGAGUAUCGCUCAAAUUAAGGACAAUCAUUGUCGAUCUAUUUCAUUAGAUGAUGAAGUAAUUAUUUGGCUGUGUAAUUCAUUCAUUCAGAUUCAAUCUGAAGCUUCAUGGGCUUUCACGAGGUAUGAAAACUCCCGUAAAAUUCAUCUCACUUUUUGAAGAAAAUCGGUUUAGAGGUUUCAUGCGUUUGGUUGAUAUGGACAAUGAGGGGAGAACAACUUUAAUUAUUCCUGAAGGGUGGAAGGGUGAUGGAUUUAGACGGUUUUCCGAAACAUUGUUUGACCAACAAGAUAAGAUGAGGGCACUUAAAAAGAGACAAGUGAAGUUACCUCUUGAGGAUUUAGGGAUAUCUAAUUCGAUGGAAUAUCGUUUUGAUUCAAUUGAUUCUUCUUUAGAGAGCUAUAUUUCAUCCCUUCUUUUUAAUGAGGAUUUGAAGCAUCUUAUGGGAUCUAUAGGGGUCAUAGGGAAAGGUGUGGGAGAGACAACUGAUGAGGCGAUUGUGGAAUCAGUUGAUAAAAGCGAGCAGAAUAUUCGCAAUGAGGGGGCGGUCAUAGAUUAUAUUCCUCUAGAAUCAGAAAAUCUAAAUGAGGUUGCUCAAGGGAACACAAUUAAAUUAGCCGAGGAGAUCGGCAGUAUUGACAAGGAUGCGAUUGAGGUCAUUGAUUUUAUUUCUCGUCCUGAGACUGAUUACGUUAAUAGAGAUAUUGCCAUUUCGAGUGAGAACUAUUAUGAUGGUAUGGCUAGAGAAGCAGGGGAGGAUGAGAGUAAUGUGGAGGAAGUCAUGCUAGUAACACCGAUUCAAGUCUCAUUCCCUUAACAAAGUCAACAAAAAGCAAUCAAGGGGAGUUCUCAAUUGGAUUUUGAUGCGGUCUCAAAUGAAGGGUCUUCAGGAUAUGACUCAGAUCAAGUGUGGCUUGCUCGAUUAAGUGAUCCUAAUUAUAAAACGGCCACUCAACUUAAGUUUAGACGAAGCGUUCAACUUAAAGCUAAAAAGGGUAUUAAGAGUUAGUUUUACUUGGGAAUAUUGCGUUCGCAUCUUCAUAGGGAAGAUUUCUCAUGAUUUUUGGGAAGGGUGGUCUUGGCUUAUUUAGUUGGUAUUGAUAAAGACCUUAGCUAUUGGUUUCUAUCUUCAUCAAGAGGAGGGCUUCUUUUUUGGGUGUAGAUCAUUAGCGUGUUAUUUCAAUGACUUUAUGUUAUUUCUCUAACUUUCUGCCUUCAUAGCGGUUGUAAUUUUUUCUAUAUUCUGAUAAAACUUUUAUUUUCGCUAAAAAAACUAGAAUAACAAAAGUUCUUGUUCACUACAAAAAA